This is a messenger RNA of Acanthosepion pharaonis, 858 nucleotides long. The record is from the annotation of a GenBank genome assembly. Lineage: Eukaryota; Metazoa; Mollusca; Cephalopoda; Sepiida; Sepiidae.
AUGCCUAUUUCACUUUUCUUUUUUAAUCACACUUUGUUUUCUUCUUUUUUUCUUUUUUCUCUUUCUUUAUUUUACUACUUUACUACUUUUCUUCAUUCAUUUUCUUCUUUCUCUUCUUGUCUCUCUUUUUCUUUAUUUUCGUCUUUUUCUUCUUGCUUGCUUUAUUUUCUUCUUUUUCUUCUCUCUUUCUUUAUUUUCUUACUUUCUUUAUUUUUUCUUUUUCUUCUCUCCUGUUUUCUUUUUUCUUUUUCUUUUCUCAUUCUUUAUAUUUUCUUUUUCUUCUCUUUCUUUAUUUUUCUUUUCUUCUCUCUUUCUACAUUUUCUUCUCUUUCUUCUGUCUUUCUUUAUUUUCUUCUUUUUCUUCAUUUUCCUUUAGUUUACUAUUUUUGUUGUCACUUUCUUUAUUUUAUUAUUUUUCUUCUUUCACUAUUUCAUUCAUUUUCUUUUCUCUUUAUUGUUUUUCUUCUCUCUUUAUUUUCUAAUUUUUCUUCUCUGGUGUUUUAUUAUUUCUUUUCUCAUUCUUUAUAUUUUCUUUUUCUUCUCUUUCUUUAUUUUUCAUUUUCUUCUCUCUUUCUUCUUUUUCUUCUCUCUUUAUUUUUUCUUUUUCUUCUGUCAUUUAUUUUUUUCUCACUUUCUUUCUUUUAUUAUUUUUCUUCUUUCUCUAUUUUAUUAAUUUUCUUUUCUCUUUCUUUAUUGUUUUUCUUCUUUCUUUCUCAGUGUAUUUUUACUUUUCUCUUUCUUUAUUUUAGUCUCUUUCUUAUCUCUUUCUCUAUUUUUAUUAUACCCAUACUUUUCCUCUCUUUUUCUACUCCAUUUAUUGUUCAUUUAGUCUUUCUUUCUUCAGCUUCUUCUUUUUAG